GUUUCGCACAAUCUCAAUUGCAUCUCCAAUCAAACCAUCAUUCAAAAUGCAUUCCAAGUUCGCCGCUCUCGUCCUCCCGGUCCUUGCUGCCGCCACCCCGGUGCCCCAGUCCGGCAGUGCCCCAAACCCGGAGUUGAUCACUAUCAUUGACAGUGCCUACUCUGGCAAUGGCUGCCCUCAGGGUUCAGUCUCUACCAGCACCUCUCCCGAUAAGACAGUCAUCACCUACGGUUUUGACCAGUUCCAAACCUACAUUGGCCCUGGCACCAAGCCCGCCGAUCACUCCAAGAACUGCCAGCUUCACUUGAACCUCAAGUACCCUGGUGGAUUCCAGUAUGCUGUUGUCGAUGCCACCUACCACGGUUGGGCCCGUCUGGAUGAGGGUGUCACUGGCAACUUCAUCACCACCUACUUCUUCUCCCAAGAUGCCGGCAAGACAUCGACAACCCGCAUGACCGCCACCGGAGGAGGUGCCCUCGCCAAUGGUCUUGUCUACACCAAGCAGGAUAAGGUUGAGACCACUGCUAUCAUCUGGUCCCCUUGCGGAACCACCGGUCUUCUCAACAUCAACAACCGCCUUGCCUUGACCUCCAGGAACUCCAGCGCCUACGGAGAACUCUCCAACGACGAUGCAACCGUCGCUUUCACCCAACAGCUCCACGUCCAGUGGAGACCUUGCACACCCGGCAGCGGAGGCUCCGGAAACGGUGGUGACACCAUCGGCAUUGGAAAGCCCAGCACCGAGCUCGACAUCGGUAACUAG
Molecule: messenger RNA, 763 nt
Organism: Aaosphaeria arxii CBS 175.79
Lineage: Eukaryota; Fungi; Ascomycota; Dothideomycetes; Pleosporales
Exons: 2
Coding region: 47-763 (238 amino acids)
Source: RefSeq, a predicted model, not a curated record